AUGGGCAGUCGUAUUGGGGCUGCCCCAUUCGCCCCAUACGAAGCUAAGUACCCCAUAAUUUUACCGAAACAACAUCCGAUAACCUUCCUUCUUACUGACAGCUAUCACCGACGUUUACUUCAUGCCAACAACGAGACGGUUUUCAACGAUAUGAGGCAAAGGUUCUACGUUCCUGCUUUGCGACGACUGGUAAGAAAAGUAGCAUCCGAAUGUCAGUGGUGCAAAAACACCAAAGCAGCUCCUCGAACUCCCCGGAUGGCACCGUUACCAAGAGCACGAUUAAUACCCUUCGUAAAACCGUUCUCCUACGUUGGUAUUGACUACUUCGGGCCGAUGUUAGUCAAAAUCGGAAGAAGCCAAGUCAAACGUUGGGUGGCUAUAUUCACCUGCCUGAACAUUCGAGCGGUCCAUAUGGAAGUCGUCCAUAGUCUAUCGACGCAGUCGUGUAUAAUGGCUUUUCGGCGGUUCGUGGCACGUCGCGGAGCACCUCUCGAAGUGUACAGCGAUAACGGCACCUGUUUUAUCGGGGCAAAUCGCCAAUUGAGGAUGGAGAUAAAAAAGGCAAACGAAACCUGCGCUUCUACAUUCACAAACGCACGCACAAAAUGGAUUUUCAAUCCACCCGCAGCUCCACACGUGGGUGGACUGUGGGAACGGAUGGUGCGAUCCGUAAAAACGGCCAUGAUUGCUAUCGGAAAUGGACAGCGACAUCCGAAUGAAGAAGUCUUUGAAACCAUCGUUCUUGAAGCUGAAUCGGUUAUCAACUCACGUCCUCUAACCUACAUCGCUCUUGAUUCGGCGGAUCAGGAGGCGCUCACGCCCAGUCAUUUUUUGUUGUAUGGAACACAGGGGGUGAACCAACCAGCAGUACAACCAUCAGACUAUCGUUGUGCAUUGAGAGAUAGCUGGAAGUUAGCACAGUGGAUGAUCGACGAAUUCUGGCGCCGUUGGACAAAAGAGUACCUUCCGGUCAUAGCCAGAAGAUCUAAGUGGUUUGAGCCAGUGAAGCCACUCCAGGUAGGGGAUGUUGUAAUCGUGGUAGAUGAAACGACGCGGAACCAAUGGUUGAAAGGAAGGAUCACAGAGGUAUUCGUAGCUCCUGAUGGACAAGUCAGGAAAGCUAGAGUUCUAACGGCGAAGGGAAUCAUCUUGCGACCAGCUGUGAAGAUAGCAGUAUUGGACGUCUUCGGAACUCCCGGACCACACGGGUCGGGGAAUGUUACGACAACCGUCACCACGUCGUCACUGAGUAAUGGUGUGAUCGGGUGA
This is a messenger RNA of Toxorhynchites rutilus septentrionalis, 1269 nucleotides long. RefSeq lists its product as uncharacterized. The transcript has a single exon. The record is from RefSeq and is a predicted model, not a curated record. Gene Ontology annotation, biological process: DNA integration. The coding region runs from base 1 to 1269 and encodes 422 amino acids. Gene Ontology annotation, molecular function: nucleic acid binding. NCBI's taxonomy places the organism in Eukaryota, Metazoa, Arthropoda, Insecta, Diptera, Culicidae.